Messenger RNA from Ictalurus furcatus (blue catfish), 3392 nucleotides. RefSeq names its product olfactomedin 3a (gene olfm3a). The transcript is spliced from 6 exons. Bases 1157 to 2530 code for a protein of 457 amino acids. Lineage: Eukaryota; Metazoa; Chordata; Actinopteri; Siluriformes; Ictaluridae. Gene Ontology annotation, biological process: signal transduction. The record is from RefSeq and is a predicted model, not a curated record.
UCAGUGGGUACUCCGAUUCCAGGGCCGGGAACCUGCGCCAUUUUAAAAAAAAAUAAAACUUCUCAGUUGCACCAGCAAAACUGGUUAAAGAUCCAUCAAUCAAAAACAACAUGAACAAACCAUCGGAUCGCUAAGACGACAAUGCCAUGGGUACCACCAGGCGCCGGACGUCAACAUGGACACCCCUGAAACACGUGGACGUUCAUGCAAGACCUGCGGGCAUUGAAGAAGACAUGGAACGACGCAGAGAGCCUGGCCGGAGACGGAAACGUUGGCGAGAACUUCCAGCCCGAUAUGCUGCGUAGCAUGGGAGGAUCUAAGUCUACAUAAGUAAGAUUAUGUAUAUAUUUUAUUGUCUAUUUUACUUUGAACUGCACUCUUUUCUUCUCAUUUUCUUCGGACCUUUAUAGUAUUUUUACUUUUGUUUUAUUCUGUAGUAGCUUGUCUUGUUGCGUUGUCACUGUGACACACUGUCUGUGGUUUUGGUAUGGACGCUUUUCUGCGGUUGUAAAGAGUUGUUAUUUGAGUUUCUGUAGCAGUUCGAACCAGUCUGGUCAUUCUCAGCAACAAGAUGUACUCGUCAGCAGAUGUGGAAGUUUUUUUGUUUGUUUGUUUGUUUUGUUUCUGGACGCCUCUCUGUGCAAACUCUCCAGACUGUUGGGAGUGAAAAUUUCAGGAGAUCAGCAGUUUCUGAAAUACUUGCACCAAGAACCAGGUCCCCCACGCCCGAUCCCCCCCCCCCCCCCCCCCAUCAUUAUGAAGUUUGAUGUGGACAUGAAUGAUUUUAUGCCCUGCACUGCUGACACGUGAUUGGCUGAUUGGAUAAUUGCGUGAUUAUCAAAUGCAUAAUCAUCAUUUGCAUGCCUCUCCACGGAGCAAUUAACGCACGGUACAUCUACUCACUCGGUAAUUAAUUCACGUGCAUCCACUCUUCCUCCUCCUCCUCCCUCUUCCUCCUCCUCCACCUCCUCCUGUCCGGUCGGCGCCAUCGCUCUGAUCGGGAGUGCAUCCAUCUCCCAGCGCGCGCGCGACGCCGCCGCUGCCGCCGCCACUCCCGUUAGUGCGGUUAGUGCGCGCGACACAGCGACUACACCAACCAAGACGAGACAGGACGAGUCGAGAAGGAGGCAGAAGCAGCGACCGAGACGGAAGCAGGAUGCGCGCGCUGCUCGGCGUCCCGACUCCCAUCUUCCUCCUCGUCGUGUACGGAUUGUGUCCCUCUAUGACGAUCGGGCCGAAGGAGGGCUGGCAGGUGUACAGUUCAGCUCAGGAUGCAGACGGUCGCUGUAUCUGCACUGUAGUGGCUCCGGAGCAGAACCUCUGUUCCAGAGAUGCCAAGAGUAGACAGUUACGCCAGCUACUGGAGAAGGUCCAGAACAUGUCGCAGUCGAUUGAAGUGCUGAAUCUGCGCACUCAGCGGGAUUUCCAGUACGUCAUGAAGAUGGAGAACCAGAUGAAGGGGCUCAGGACAAAGUUCAGACAGAUCGAGGAAGACCGCAAGACCGUCAUGGCCAGAAACUUCAAGGAGCUGAAGGAUCGAAUGGAUGAGCUGCAACCUCUGAUCCCUGUGCUGGAGCAAUACAAAACAGACACUAAGCUCAUCUCGCAGUUCAAAGAGGAGAUCAGGAACCUGUCGGCGGUGCUGACGGGGAUCCAGGACGAGCUGGGGGCGUAUGAUUAUGACGAGCUUUACCACCGAGUGAUGAGCCUCGAGAGCCGUCUGCGCAGCUGCAUGAGUAAACUUACGUGCGGCAAAUUAAUGAAAAUCACAGGACCCGUGACCAUAAAAACGUCAGGCACGCGGUUCGGUGCAUGGAUGACCGACCCAAUGGCAUCUCCAAGAAACAACAGAGUCUGGUACAUGGACACAUACACCAACAGCAAGGUGGUGCGAGAGUACAAAUCCAUGGCAGAUUUUGUCUCGGGUCAAGAGUCUCGAACGUACUACCUUCCAUUUAAGUGGGCGGGGACCAAUCACGUUGUGUAUAAUGGAUCGCUAUACUACAACAAAGAGCAAAGCAACAUUGUGGUCAGGUACAGCUUUGAGACAGGCCGUGUGCUGGCUCAGCGGGCACUCGAGUACGCUGGCUUCCACAACGUCUACCCGUACACCUGGGGAGGCUUCUCAGACAUUGAUCUAAUGGCUGAUGAGAUGGGGCUGUGGGCUGUCUAUGCCACUAACCAGAAUGCAGGCAAUGUAGUGAUUUCUCGCUUGGAGGCUGAGACGCUGGAGCCGCUUAGCACUUGGAACACAGAGUACUCAAAACGCAAUGCUGGCGAGUCGUUCAUGAUCUGUGGAACACUCUAUGUUACCAACUCACACCUUACUGGGGCAAAGGUCUACUACUCCUAUGACACAAAGACGUCCAGCUACGAGUAUGUGGACAUCCCCUUUCACAACCCAUACUUCCACAUCUCCAUGCUCGACUACAACGCUCGGGAGAGAGCGCUCUAUGCCUGGAACAAUGGCCACCAGGUUAUCUUCAAUGUCACACUCUACCAUGUCAUCAAAACUGAAGACGAUUCAUAAAAACACAACAGAGAAUCUCAGUGCCAGAUUUUUCCUAUUUGCCUGGAACGAUGGCCAUCUUCAAUGUCAUGUUCUACCAUGUUAUUCAUAAAGAGACAAGUGGUAAGGAUAGGGUGGAGGUGCUGCAGGGCUACAACACAAUGCUCUUAUUUGCCUGGAACAGGAUCCACCAGGUCAUCUUCAACAUCAUGCGCUACCACAUUAUCAGAAUCAACACAACAGACGAAGGGGCCAGUGGCUAUGACAUGAUUUUCUUAGGGCCAUUUUCAAACUUGCUCAUCAAAAAACCAAGGACAGCAUAGAAAACGGAUUUAUAAACACAGAGAAGAAGAGUCCAGUGGCUGUCACAGGCUUUUCUUGUUCACCUGGAACUACAGCCACCAGGUCUUCAAUGUCACAACCUACCACGUCAUCUAAAAUGAGCAUGAUUCUUGAAGAGUCCAGUGGCUAUGACACCAUUUUCUCACUCUGCCUCAUCAUCGAAAUUGAUUGCAGCUUCUCAAACUUCAGCAAUCACCCUAUUUCAUUCAGAAACACUGGGUGUGGGGCAGGAAUACACCCUGGGUGGACUUCCAGUCCAUUGCAGGGCACCAUGCACACACGUUCACACCUCGGGGGAAAUUAACAUAGCCAACCGGAGAACCUGAAAGAAAAUAAAAGAGAGAACAUGUGAAAAUCCACAUGAGGACAACUCAUAAAGACAAUUUGCAAGAAGAUUGGUGUCUACAAUAUGAGCAAGGGUCUUCAAAUUUACACUCCACCACAUCAUUUAAACUGAAGACUGAAGUUUUUAGCUCCAUGAUUUUGUUGUUCACCUAGAUCAGGGGUCAUCAACCGGCAGACCAUGGUCCAGAUGCAGAAA